CUUGACUUGUGCAUCCCCUCACAUUCAUCAUGGGCGACAUUACCUUAGAUGGGGCUAUUGCGCUUCUGGCUUCGGAGAAGCUCAGAGAGCGCUCAGACGGGCUUGCUGAUCUAAAGCAUAUACUCCUGAAGAAUAGAAGAAACUCAAAAUUAAACUCACUUAAUGACAAAGCCUGUCACAAGAUCUUUGAGUCAUUAUUCCGGUUUGUAUCGGUUGAGAAGUCUCAAUACAAUCGGUCCAAUUCCAAGGGAGCUUCUGCAAGUCGCUUGUCAUCCUGUGCAUCUGUCCUUCGAAUCGCUGUUGAUGUUUUCCUGCGCAAUCUGCGCACGAAGUCCGUUCGUGCAAUCGUUGAUCACAUUACCGAUACUCUGCUAGGCCGUGGAAGCGACUCGCUCUUUGAACUGCUUAGUGUGGACUACGCUAAAUGUUUGGUCAUGCUCCUGCGCCAUCCUCCCCACCUCGAGCAUCUUGCUCUUAGUGAAUGGGAGAAAGUCAUGGACUUUUGUCUAAAAAGUAUUAGUGCUCACACUGAUCAGGAGGGUCUUACGAUUCGAGAGAGGCAUUCUUCCUUCUUGGAUGGGUAUCUCUCUGCUGGAGGCAGGGCCUCCACACCGGCCAGAUCAACUCCCAUGCCCACUGCGAGCGAGAAGCCAAAAGGUGACACCAGCGCGGCCACGGAAGCUGUUGUCUGUAUCCAGCUUUUGGUCGGGAGUCCGAGCGCCCCAAUUCAGGAAGCAGCCGAGCGUGUACUUCAUGGGCUCACAAAGUUCGUGGGGUCAUCGAUGAUCGCUGGGAGUGGACACCAAGCUGCGUUCGCUAGCGUAAACACAGUUGUCAUGAAGAUUUUAUUCGAUCAAUCUGAACUUGCGAGGUCGUCGCUUCUAGACAUCGUACCGGCAAUUAGACGUUUUUGGGCAACUAAGUUUUUAGGUCUGAAAGAUGAGAUGCUUGUCACUGUUAUGCUGUGUGCAGUUAUCUUAAUUGAUGCCACCCGGAGAGAUCCAUCGGAGUCAAUUGCGCGUGUGAUUGAGGAACUCUUGGAAACCCUGUAUACGGAGUAUACCAAACGUUCUGAAAAGGAGAUUUUACAGCUGGAUGAAUUAAUGUUCCACCACAGUGGCUCUGAGCAACAGCAAGAAUACUCAGCAUGGCCGCGUUUUGAAGGUGCCAGAUCUGAACACAAUUGGACGACGCUAUGGAUUAUAGCCAAGUUACUCGAACUAGCAGAGGAGUUACGCGAUCAGUCGUUACUGUAUCCCACAUCCGGAGAGGCUGCAACCAAAAGGCAGCGUCUCGCCUCGCAUAUAGAAGAUAUAUUUCGUGAUUCAACGGUGUCUUCUGGAAUGAGGAGGCUAUAUGCUCUCCAGCUAAUACCUUUUCUCCCUAGGAGCUACGCCACCGCCGAGUCAAAACUCUCUCUGCUCGAGCGAUUGCUUCCCCAUAUAAUGGAUGAUAAUGCCACAACGGCUUCCUGGACAAUGGUAGCGAUUGCAAGUAUUGCUUGUAGCUCUGAUGCAAGCUCUCAAUCGCUGAGACAUUGCUGGCAGCGCGCAUGGGACAUGGCGUCCCAUGUCUCUCCUUCUCAAGCAACAGCCAGAGCUGCUUGCCACCUGUUGAACAUUAUACUUCAGCGUAGUCUUCUAGACUACCAAAUAGUCGCGCAGGCAACAAGCUCCAUGCUCACGUCAAUCAAUACAAAUGGCCCCUCAACCAUCUCCGAUUCAUCACUGGCAUUUUGGGCGACAUUACUUCGGAUCACCUCGCAAAUAAACCCGGGCUUAGUACCAGAUGCCUCCAACAAAAUUUGUUCCUGGUUGAGGGAAACUUGGGGAACCGGUUCUCUAGCCGAUCGGUUACAGAUAGCCCAAGUUGCAAUGUUCGCACGUCCUUUAGACCUUCUGAACAUGCUCUUUGCAUGUGCCAACAGGCCCUUCACAUUACCCAAGGCCCGUUACAUAGGCCCGGUAGGACUCAUUGCUAGAGGUUGGCACUUUUAUCUCAAGAACAAACGGCUCCUCAACUAUAUCUUUGACCUUCAAGGGUCGUUGGAUUUGGCCGAAUACUGGGAGCCGCAGGAGACUUUGUCCCUGGAGAGGUUUCCUCGACAAGACUCUAGUGACAAUAUCGCCCUUGAUCUGCUGCAAACAAAAGUUGAGGGACUUCUACAGACCUGGGAAGCACUAUCUGAAGACAAAACACACCAUAUUACUGUAGAUCUAGUGCAAAUCGUCACAUCAUCUUGUGUCACUAUUGCAUUAUAUAUGGCAUGUCUCCCUCAGCAAUCUGCAAACCGUGCGUCUGUCAUACAGCAAAACAAUCAAAGUCUUUGGGAAAAGCUGUGUUCUUUCCUCGCUUCUCGAGAACCCGCCUUUAUUCACGCAAGCUUGAUGACUCUGACUCCCCUACUUGUGCCCAAUGCACUCCUUCCUCGUUCCAGUCCGGCUCUCAUAAAUGCUCUCUCCAGUCUGGUUCCCUCCCUCGCCAAUUUACUGGAAAGCUACAGGGAAAAGCAGAAAGAAGUUUUACUCUUGAGCAACGAAGAGGCUAUGGAUUUGGAUGAUCCUAUCCUCACUACCUACGACCAAUCGACGGAGCUCGUGCAUAUUUUCAGUAGAAAUCGUGAAACAUCGCACGUACUUCAAGAUAUUGCAACCUUACAGCGCAGCAUCACCAUCUACUUAUCCAUCUUUCAGAGGAUACAUGCCUCUUCCAUCUCUUCUGACCAUUCCUUCCAUGAUGAUCUUAUCGAAUAUCUGACCGGUUUCGACGAGUUUGACAUUCUCUCGGCGCAGAAUUUCUUACCGCAUGUAUAUCGCGCAUGUGUAUGCGAUGGGGUGGAACGGCAUUCUUUGCUAAGAAUACUCGAAGACCUUGGUGAGAAAUGCUUGCAGUCAUACGAAAUGGAGCGCUGCGAAAGCUCUCACGUACUUUGUUUACGCAUGAUGGGCAGCUUUGUUGAAAUGUGGACCGGCUCAGAAGAUGACGAUUUUCAUGCUUCAGCGACCGACAUUUACUCUUGGUUUACCGAGGUGCUUCUAGCUAAGAAAUUGGCCUCCACAUCAGUACUUAUCGAGUUUACACAGCUUCUGAGUGACUUACUUUCUCACAACGUCACGUAUUCCAGCGGUUCGUCUAGCCCGUCACCUAGAACGAGUCUAUUCACCAUUAUUCGAGAAGGAGACGCCGUAGCCAAGUUCUAUGCUGGGGAGCUCAUCCCUUCACUUUUCGGUCAGUUUUCUCUCACGGAACAUGAUCUGAUCCUAGACGACGUGUUGGAAAGUCUUCCCCGAGAUUCAGACUGGGAUGAAGGUAUCGCUUUGCGCUUGGUUAUUUUGGCUCGUCUCGCUUCCAGAUGGCACACUCUGCUCCGGAGAAGCAUCUAUCAUAUGUUUGAGACCGCUGCCAAGGUCCCAAACUCACUUCGCUAUGCGGAAAACUGCCUGCGGGACGUUGCACAAACACUGGGCCUUGAAGAUGCAAAGCAACUUUUUCGACUGUUUUCGUCCCAAAUAGUUUACACUUGGACUGAGGAACAAUCCGUUAUGCGCAUGCCUUUCAGCAUCUUUGGAUACAAGAGUCUCAAAGAGAUGCUUAUAGACGUCCAGGAUGAGAUAAUUGGGCAGGUGAUGAUGCGCGCAAAUGAAACCGAGGGAGCAAAGCUUUCGGCUUGCACCAAAGUGCCUUUUGAUCACCUCGUAGUGGACUCUUUUUGGAAGGCAGAGGCAUACAGUAUAGCAUGGGAUAUCAGUACUCCUCCUGAACAGGGAAGCCAACCACGAGGUGUGGAGAACCGAAUGAAGAAGCUACUGGGGACCGACAAAUUCGUGUCUCUGAUUGAAUCUCACUUUCCGCAAAUGAUAGCAAUUUUCUUUGGCACACUGGAUCAAUACGAACAGAUCGAGAGGGCGUUUCUGAAGCGCGAGGGCUUUGAGGACCCGCAUGCAGUCCUAAAACGUAUAAGCGAGAAGAGUACUUCUGAUAUCAUUUUGCCUGCAAAUCAGCAGCCUUCUUUCAGGGCGCGUUAUCUCCUGGACGAGCUUGAGUUCCUCUGCAAGCGGAGUGGAUAUGACCUUGGGACCAUAUGGACCCCCACCUUGGCAACUUAUGUGUGUCGAACGCUCUUAGAAUCAAUUCAUCCCGCCCUUGGCUCUCUACAUGCUUGCUCAGUUAUCCGAAAAAUCAGGAUACUCGUGAGCAUUGCUGGGCCCGUGAUGCUGAGCGACUACCCGUUUGACAUGGUGAUACACGCCCUUCGACCAUACUUGGUUGACAUCUUCUGCGCGGAAGACACACUGGGUAUCUUCUGGUACCUGUUAGAAGCCGGGAAGGCUUAUCUAUGUGAAAACCCGGGCCUCAUGGCCGGGAUCGCGGUCACUACCCUCUUGUCGCUGAGACGAUUUCUAGUUGCUCCUCCGACAGAAACAGCUCAGUCUGGUCUAGUCGAAACUGCCGUGGCGAAGAUAAAACUCUUUCUCGAUUGGUUUGGAAGCUACCUGGAAACAUAUGAACCCGAUGGUCUCAAGCCUGAGAAGAAUGAGCUCUUCAGACGUCUGGUUGCUUCUUCUCAGGGCAUCAACCCUGCGAAUGAGGGCUCCGAAGGCAGUAAAGAGGAACAUGAUUUGCUCCUAGAAGUUCUCAAAGACCAAAAUUCAAAAACAAGCCUGUUAAGUGGCCCAAUUGCCGAUCACGUCAUAUCAUUGUUAUGCACCGAGAGCAAGCAAUCUCCUGAAACCCAUCUCAAUGUCUCUGGUGACGAUCAGGUUGUCAUGUCACAUGCUGUUGCUAUUUGCCAAACCCUGCAAAAGUUUGACCCAGGUACCGAGUACAAGCUUUGGGCAGCUAGAGUCAUUGGGAGAGCGUUCGCUACCACAGGCAAAAUCAGUGACAUCCUCCUAAGAGAACAAGAUCCGAAACUUUUCGCAGUCCAAUCAUCUCAGUCACUGCCGAGCCCAUUUCAUCGCUCGAAGGCUAGCAUACUCAUGGCGCUUUGCAGUAUGCUACAAAAUAGCAGUCAUAUGGAAGUCGGGCUUGUUGAACGUACAAUUCAGCUCAUUGUCAGCAAUCUUGGGAGUUCCCCGGAGUUUGAACCCUGCGGAAGAAUAGUACCCUCGACGCUUUUGAAGGCUUUCACAUGGAGCCCUUACCAAUGCCCGGAAAUGCCCAUGCCAACCUCAGUGGCAGAAAGCCGAACUGCCCUUACUUGGGAUCCAGAUAUUUCAGUUGGACGAUUCGCUCGCAGUAUCGCUUUGUUUUUGUCGGACUCGGCUUCAAAAGAUCCAGUCAUUGGACCUUUGCGCACCAUUCUGUGCGUUAUACCUGACUUAGCAGUUCAAAUCCUACCAUACAUUCUUCAUGACGUCCUGCUGGCGGAAGAUGAUGGGAAGGUAAACAUUCGCAAGACAAUCUCGGAGAUUUUCGGACAAGUGCUACGGCAAGUUAAGGACCAGACUAUUCCUCAUGCACGGCUAGUGAUAAACUGCAUCCUCUAUCUCAGGAACCAACCGAGACCAGAGGAGUCGACCAUAGUGGAAAGAGACGAGUGGCUUGAUGUUGACUACACAGAAGCAUCGUCGGCUGCCAAUAAGUGCCGAUUACCCAAAACAGGAUUGCUCUUCCUGGAAAUAUCUGCAUCGCGCGUAGCCUCUACCUCACGUCGCUCAUCCGUUGCAAAAUCUGAAGCGGCACCGGAGAUACUGCAUGAGAUAUUCCGCAAAAUCGACGAUCCAGACGUUUUCUAUGGUAUCCAGCAGGAUUCAUCGUUGGAGGCUGUUAUGGAUAGACUCGAGCACGAAAGCUCAGGGUUCAAAAAUCUGUUGUUCCAGAGCGCGCACUACGAUAGCGAGAUACAAAUGGGGGAAAGCGCCAAUGUCCAUGGCGUCUUGAAAGCCCUCAAUUCUACAAACCUUCAAGGCAUUGCCAAUUCAGUUUUCGGCAUCUCUGGCAGCUCCCGCGAUACGUCGGGCUCAUUUGAAAGCAUGCUGCAAACCGCAAAAGAUUUGCGACGAUGGGAUAUACCUGUUUCCCCAUUGAGCCCUUCACCUUCAGCAUCCGUAUUUCGGGCUUUCCAAAGUCUUAACAUAUCUGGAACGCUCAAUGAUGUUUUUGCUUCUAUUGACGAGUGUCUUUUAUCCAGCUUAGAUCUACUAACAAGCACUAGUCGUUCAGCAACAUCCUUGCGCACAGCGAUGCGGAAUUUGGGUGUAAUGACUGAAGUUUGUGAUGUACUGAGCUCUGCAUCAACUGAAGACAUAAACAACCAGUGGCAAACCAUGGUGGACAGGGACUCCUGGCUCAAGACAACAAGUGUUAAUGAUGUCGGCGAAAUAUUGACUUGUCAUGAGGCUUUGUUCUCAUCAAUCAAAAAUAAAGACUUCUUGAAGACUGCCGUCAACAUAAGUGAUCGUGACGCUCAAUUACUGGAAGUGAAGGUCAUCCGUCAAUCACUCAAAGUGGCGCGAGACCAUGGUAUCUCACAGGCCUCCUUGAAAUCAGCUGUAUGCCUUUCGAAGCUUGCACACAAUUGCAGCACCCUAGGUAUCAACAUCGAAGGUGCCGCGAAGUUUGAUCUGGCCAAUGUUCUAUGGGAUCAAGGAGAGAUGGCAGCGUCGAUCCAAAUUUUGCAGCAGCUUAGGGAACGGAAUGAUUUGCAUAAACAAGCUAUUCCGAUAAGCCGUGCAGAACUUCUUGUGACCCUGGGCCACCACGUUGCUGAGGCGCGUUUGGAAAAGCCGGAUACUAUCGUUCAAGAUUACCUGUCUGCCGCUGUCAAGGAGCUCAAAACCCGCUCGCUCGGCGAAGAUGUUGGUCGAGUCUACCAUGGCUUUGCCAUGUUCUGCGACCGGCAGUUACAGAACCCAGACGGCUUAGAAGACUUCAGGCGGAUUGAACAACUUCGCGACCGUAAAGAAAGGGAGAUACACGCGCUCGAUGACAUGAUGAAAUCGGCCCAUGGAAAAGAAAAGGAGGCUCUCAAAUACCAUCGGGCGAAAACCAAGCAGUGGUUUGAUCUUGAUGAUCGCGAAUAUCAGCGUCUGCGGCGCAGUCGCGAGGCCUUCCUUCAACAAUGCUUGGAGAAUUACCUCCUUUGUCUGAAAGAGAGUGAAAGUUUUAACAAUGAUGCGCUCCGAUUCUGCGCAUUAUGGCUGGACAAAUCUGCCAGCACCAUUGGAAACAUGGCAGUUUCCAAGUAUAUCAGCCAAGUCCCAAGCCGGAAGUUCGCACCCUUGAUGAACCAACUUACCUCCCGUCUGUUGGACGUUUCGGAUGAGUUCCAGAAAAUGCUCUUCGCCUUGAUCUUUCGCAUCUGUGUCGAGCAUCCGUAUCAUGGCAUGUACCAAAUAUUUGCUAGCAGCAAAUCCAAGGGCGGCAAAGACCAGUCAGCCCUGUCUCGGAACAGAGCAGCUGGAAAGCUGGUGGAUUGUUUGAAGAACGAUAAACGCAUGGGACCAACCUGGGUGGCUGUUCAUAAUGCAAACAUCAGCUAUGUGCGGUUUGCCGUCGAAAAACCAAACGACAAGUACAGAAGUGGCGCCAAAGUUCCCUUGAAAAAGCUUUCAACCGGAGAACGGCUCGAGCAGGAUGCCGCAACACAGCGCCUACCGCCGCCUACUAUGAAGAUCGAUAUACGCGUUGACUGUGACUACAGCGAUGUCCCGAAGCUGGUGAAGUAUAACCCCGAGUUUACCAUUGCCUCGGGUGUUAGCGCGCCAAAAAUUGUCACCGCCAUUGCUAGCAAUGGAUCGCGCUACAAGCAAUUGUUCAAAGGAGGAAACGAUGACUUGCGCCAGGACGCUAUCAUGGAACAAGUCUUCGAGCAAGUCAGCAGCCUCCUCAAAGACCAUCAGGUCACUCGCCAGCGGAAUUUGGGCAUUCGCACGUACAAAGUGCUGCCUCUCACAUCGAAUGCAGGCAUCAUAGAGUUUGUUCCUCACACGAUCCCGCUGCACGAUUUCUUGAUGCCAGCACAUCAACGAUACUUUCCGAAGGACAUGAAACCAAACGUGGCCCGGAAGCAUAUCGCAGAUGUUCAGACCCGAUCAUUUGAACAGAGAGUGCGAACGUAUCGACAGGUCACUGAGCACUUCCAUCCAGUCAUGAGGUUCUUCUUCAUGGAGAACUUUAAUAACCCCGAUGAUUGGUUCAGCAAACGGCUGGCCUACACACGGAGCACCGCCGCCAUCUCCAUCCUGGGCCAUGUUCUGGGACUCGGGGACCGACACGGCCACAAUAUUCUAUUGGAUGAGCGAACAGGUGAAGUGGUGCAUAUCGAUCUGGGUGUAGCAUUUGAGCAAGGGCGAGUUCUGCCCGUCCCGGAGGUCGUUCCUUUCCGAUUAACCCGCGACCUGGUCGACGGCAUGGGCAUUAGCAAGACCGAGGGGGUCUUCCGACGGUGUUGCGAGUUUACGCUGGAGGCCUUGCGCGAGGAGUCCUAUAGCAUCAUGACCAUUCUCGAUGUGCUGCGGUACGACCCGCUGUAUAGUUGGACUGUGUCGCCUCUUCGAAUGAAGCGAAUGCAAGAUGCACAGGAAGCUGAUGGGGGUCCUCCGAUGAUCCCUGGAGCCAACAACGAUCAAGAGUCGACAAAUGAGCCCAGCGAGGCUGAUCGUGCAUUGACAGUUGUCGCGAAGAAGCUUAGCAAGACGUUGAGUGUAACAGCAACAGUCAACGAAUUGAUUCAGCAGGCCACUGAUGAGAAGAACCUUGCUGUUCUUUAUUGUGGCUGGGCUGCAUACGCGUGAAUCAGUCUUUCUUCUGGUGCAUCUUUCCCACACAAAAUCAGAUCUGUAAAUCUAAUGGCAUAUUUUGUUCUUACUGUAACUAUUGAUGUGUGGAUCAUCUACGAGAUAGCGUC
Messenger RNA from Aspergillus vadensis CBS 113365, 8851 nucleotides. RefSeq names its product DNA-binding protein kinase TEL1 (gene atmA). Gene Ontology annotation, molecular function: protein binding; protein serine/threonine kinase activity. The transcript is spliced from 9 exons. NCBI's taxonomy places the organism in Eukaryota, Fungi, Ascomycota, Eurotiomycetes, Eurotiales, Aspergillaceae. Gene Ontology annotation, biological process: DNA repair. The record is from RefSeq and is a predicted model, not a curated record. The coding region runs from base 30 to 8738 and encodes 2902 amino acids.